Dichomitus squalens LYAD-421 SS1 is the source of this 1494-nucleotide messenger RNA. Its product is annotated as cytochrome P450. Gene Ontology annotation, molecular function: monooxygenase activity; heme binding; iron ion binding. The record is from RefSeq and is a predicted model, not a curated record. Lineage: Eukaryota; Fungi; Basidiomycota; Agaricomycetes; Polyporales; Polyporaceae. The transcript has 9 exons. The coding region runs from base 1 to 1494 and encodes 497 amino acids.
AUGGGAGACCUCCCUACUCUGAUUAUCAUCGUUGUUGCUGUACUAGCUGCGCUCCUAGUGAGAGCUAGAUGGUUUCGCCGUGCCGCUGCUUUUCCAUUACCUCCUAGUCCUCCCGGCUACCCUAUCAUCGGUAACCUUCUUGAUGUUCCGAAGCGGGAUAUGGAGCCAGCGUUCCGUGAUUUAACUGCGAAGUAUGGAACAUACUUUUCGGAGGCAAUGUAUAUCACUGACGUUGUGUUUGGCCUCAGGACAGGGUGGACGUGGCUAUUCUCGGUCAAUGGUUACGGCCCCCAGUGGAGGAAGACGAGACGCCUUUUUCAUGAGUAUAUGCACCCAAACGCCGUUCUCCGCUACCGUCCAAUUCAAGAACGGGAGGCCUGUAAAUACCUACUUCGGGUUGUAGAAGAUCCCAAGAAUUUCCUUCACCAUGGGCGACACUUAUUUGGUGCCAUAACUAUCCGAGUGGGUUACGGCAUUGAUGUAGACGAGCACAAGGACACGGACUACCUAGGUAUCGCAGAGACAGCUAUGGCCACAUUCUCUUUGGCCUUCCUUCCCGGAAAGUAUCUGGUCGAGCCAUUCCCAAUCCUGCGAUUCCUUCCAUCUUUCAUGCCUGGAGCGGGUUUCAAGCGGGAAGCCGCGGAAUGGUACCCGAUUGUCCGAAAGAUGCGAGACCUACCAUGGGAGGCUGCUAUGUCUGCUUUGCGUGAGGGUUCCCCUGUGCCCUCGAUGGCCAGUGGCUUGCUUGAGCGCAUGUCUCAUCUCGAUGAAGAAGCUGCAGUUGAACAGGAGGAGUGGUCGAAGAAUGCCAUCGCAUCUGCUUACGCCGGCGGUGCCGACACGACGCUCUCUACACUCCAGACAUUUUACAUUGCUAUGGCCUCCUUCCCGCAAUUCCAGAAACGUGCGCAGGCCGAACUCGAUACCGUUGUCGGGCCACAUCGCCUUCCCACGUUCGCAGACAAAGACAAUCUUCCCUACGUAACUGCGGUCAUCAAAGAGUGCUUCCGCUGGCGUCCCGUGGUGCCGCUUGCCCUCGUUCACUACUCAAUAGAGGAAGACGAGUACGGCGGUUACCGUAUUCCAGCGCGUUCUGCAGUGGUAUGCAAUCCAUGGGCGUAUGUCAGAGAUCCAAGAAUAUACCAAGACCCGGAGGCAUUCAACCCAGAGCGUUUCCUCAAAGAUGGUAGACUAGAUCAUAACGUCCAAGAUCCAGCUACCAUAGUCUUCGGCUACGGACGAAGGAUUUGUCCGGGUCGUUACUUCGCCGAGGGAUCCGUCUAUGCGGCUGUGUCAAGGAUCUUACAUACCAUGUCGAUUGAAGCGCCCCUCGACGAGCACGGUCAGCCUAUUUGCCUCGCCGACCGAGUGAAAAUGACCCAUGGUGUCAUCUCAUAUCCAGAGCCUUUCGACUGCGUCAUCAAGCCUCGUUCUCCGGAAGCUGAGAUGCUGAUUCGUACAUCUUGUAGCGAAGACGACCCGACAGCCGCCUAA